Messenger RNA from Parus major (Great Tit), 5771 nucleotides. RefSeq names its product X-prolyl aminopeptidase 3 (gene XPNPEP3). NCBI's taxonomy places the organism in Eukaryota, Metazoa, Chordata, Aves, Passeriformes, Paridae. The transcript is spliced from 10 exons. Gene Ontology annotation, molecular function: metalloaminopeptidase activity; manganese ion binding. The coding region runs from base 31 to 1554 and encodes 507 amino acids. Gene Ontology annotation, cellular component: mitochondrion. The record is from RefSeq and is a predicted model, not a curated record.
AGGCCCCGCCAUGCGCCGUGCGGCUCGGCCAUGUCGCGCCUCCCGCAGCAGGGGCUUGUCCUGGCGGCCCGGGGCUGGCGCGGCGCCGCAGUUUGCAAAUCAUGUGCUCUCCGAAGAUUUUCCAUCCAGCCUGCCCAGCAGAGGAAGAUUCCAAACCGGUAUUUGGGCCAGCCCAGCCCCUUCACACACCCACAUCUGCUCAAACCAGGAGAGGUAACGCCAGGAUUGUCACAGGUGGAAUACGCUCUUCGCCGGCACAAAUUGAUGGUGUUGAUCCAGAAGGAAGCCCAAGGCUGGGAUAGUUUGGACCACACAGUGAUUUUGCUGUCCAACCCUACAUACUAUAUGAGCAAUGACAUCCCCUAUAUUUUCCACCAGGACACUAAUUUCCUGUACCUCUGUGGGUUUCAGGAGCCUGACAGCAUCCUUGUGCUGCAGAGCAUUCCUGGCAAAGCGCUGCCAUCUCACAAAUCCAUACUUUUUGUGCCCCGGAGAGAUCCAAAUCGAGAGCUGUGGGAUGGGCCCAGAUCAGGCCCAGAUGGGGCAAUUGCUCUCACAGGAGUAGAUGAAGCUUACACCAUUGAGGAGUUCAGGCACUUGGUGGCCAAGCUGAAAGGUGAGUCAAACAUGGUUUGGUAUGACUUGAGAAAACCAGUGCAUGCAGAGCUGCACUCUGACUACAUGCAGUCCCUGGCUGAGGUAAAAGCUCGGAGCAAAAACCGCAUCCAGGGCGUUCGACAUCUCGUGCAAAACCUUCGGCUGAUCAAAUCCCCUGCCGAGAUUGAGAGGAUGAAGAUAGCUGGCCGGGUGACAGCAGAGGCUUUCACAGAGACAAUAUUUGCCAGUAAAUCCCCUGUGGAUGAAGCCUUUCUGUAUGCAAAGUUUGAAUUCGAGUGCCGGGCUCGUGGUGCUGACAUAUUGGCAUACCCCCCUGUUGUUGCUGGUGGCAACAGAUCAAACACUUUGCACUAUGUGAAGAAUAAUCAGCUCAUCAAGGAUGGUGAACUGGUCUUGCUAGAUGGUGGAUGUGAAUUUUCCUGCUAUGUGAGUGACAUCACACGUACCUGGCCUGUUAAUGGAAGGUUCACCAAACCCCAAGCAGAACUGUAUCAAGCUGUCCUGGAUAUCCAGAAGUCCUGCUUGAGCCUCUGCUCCCCUGGUAUGAGUCUGGAAAAUAUCUACAGCCUCAUGCUGAGCCUUAUUGGACAGAAACUGAAAGACUUGGGUGUCCUGAAAAGCAGCAUCACCGACAGCCAUUUUUUCAAGGCUGUUCGAAAGUACUGCCCUCAUCAUGUGGGCCAUUACUUGGGCAUGGAUGUUCACGAUACCCCGGAUAUAUCUCGAUCGCUCCCGUUCCAGCCAGGCAUGGUGAUAACCAUUGAACCAGGCAUUUAUAUCCCUGAGGAUGAUGUGAGUGCUCCGGAGAGGUUUCGUGGCAUUGGUGUGCGCAUUGAGGAUGAUGUUGUGAUAACAGAGGAUGCACCUCUCAUCUUGUCUGCUGACUGUCCCAAGGAUAUCUACCACAUUGAGCAGAUCUGUGGCCGCAGCUCAUGAUGCCCCUUCUCCACCUCUUUCAUCCUCCUUGGGAGAUGCAGCCCUGCAGGGAUGCAGAUCCCUUCGCUGGCUGUAGUUGUCAAGUGAUGGAAGGCAUGGACAGUUGAUGGCCAUUUCCAAGAUUGGGACUGGGCAGUGGAAUGCAAAAGGCUUGGGUACUGAGGGAUGAAAGAACAAAGCAACCUUUUCUGUGCUCAAUUUUCUUCUGAUUUGUGCUGAUGUUAAACUGUUGUAUGAUGUGGGAGUGGAUUAACCCCUCGGCUGUGUGUAUCCGUGUGUUCUGGGACCCUUGGCGGGUCCCUUGGCUGGGACCCUUCAGCGCCACCAGAUGCAUAGGUACAACAGCUGAGACCGAGGCCCCCUUUUUUCCCCCCUUAGCAGCAGUCAGAUUUUUAAAAUGAGGCUUUUAUAAAUGCUGGUUUGGGAUAAGAAAGUGUCAGCUUGAAUUUUAUAGAACCAUGUAAGGAGAUAGCCUGGUAAUCAGGAAGAUGGGUUUGUUGGAGAGGUGGUUGUAUCUGAAGCCAAUGGAGAAUUCUUUUCGUAUUUUAAGGAUAAAGAUGUGUUUAGGCCUUGUUCAAGCAUAGGCAAAAUAGGCCUGCAGCAGGGAAAAACACCUUGUCUUUCAGCUUAUUGGAGUGUUUCAGAAUUUCAAAAAGUACAAAUAGGGCUCAGAAGGAUAGACAUACCUAUUCUUGCUGUCUUCCACAUUCCCUUCCUUUUGUCCCAAAAGUCCAUUAGUUUUUCCUGCUCUAAUGUAGGAAGCAGAACCAUGCUGAUUAUGCUGGACUCCACUGGUGAGCUGUUGGUUGUCACCCAGAUGGGAGGUGUCCAGUUCUGGGACAGUCACAGCACCUGUCCGGCUUAUGCUUGCUUUGUGCUGUAAGUGCCAGCAGCUUCAGCAGUGUGGUUUUAAGGAGUCUGUCCUAUGGCAAGUCUUUACAUGGCUUUUAUAUGGAAUUAAUUGGAAUUAAAAGUAAUUUUUCUUUUCUGAACUCAGAGGGCAUGACAAGAGCUGACUUUUAGUUUUUUCCAAGUGCUCUGACAAUAUUUUUGAAGCAGCUGCAAAUGUUACUGGGACUAGGCUGGGUGAGGAGUAAAGAGAAGAGUUUUCUACCCUGACCAUCAGCCUACCACCCAGGCCAUUGUAUGCCAUAGUAAAUACACUUACUAGAGGCAAGCACAGCAUCUGUGUAUUUACUGAAAAUAUUUAGACAAUUAGCUAUUUAACAUGUCUGAAAAAUGCCUCUCAUCAGAGCAUCUCCUGUUAUUUACACUUGCUGUUGCAUCACCUUACUUCCUUUCUUAUGAUAGCUUUCAGUGCUCUUCAUUUGUUACUCUAAAUUUUCUUUCUCUUCUCUUCCUAGAUUGUCUAUUUUUGACCCACUAUGUCACUGCUUGCUAAUCCAUUUUACUUUCUUAUCAACGUCACUGCCUCUUCCUCGGUUUGGCCUAAUUCCCCACAGUGAAUGUAGCCACAAGCAUGUGGGAAAGGUGCUCAGGGUUCUGGAGUUUGACCUCUGGUUCUGUUGCUGUGUAAUCUCUAGCAAAAUCUGCACUUGUUUUUUCCCCCCUCCUUGUUUUUUUUUCCUAUGUUUCACUUAGUGAAGGCCAAGUGGGCAGUGUCUUGCAUCUCUCAUUGCAUUUAACGUGAGCUGGGUGCACGCACUGGAGUUGGAAUUUUGGCACCUGAAAGGCAGCCAAGGCGUGCCAUAAUUUUAUUUUCUAAAUAUGACAAAAAGAAAUGCUUUUAUGGGGUUUAGUGUAUCAAGUUUCACCUAUUUAAGGGAAUCUGCUAAUCUCUGAUGGCAGAGCUUGUUAAAUACUCCUGUGUUGCAGUGAUAGCUACAGCCUAAAAUGUUAGAAGGGAGGCUUCCUAAGUAUGAACACAGACCUGAUGAAUACUUUUGAUGUUGUUCUGAUCUGUAAUACAUUUGUUCCAAUUACACCUGUUAGAGCCACAUCAACUGGGCCAAAUCUUGGGGAUUUUGGAACUAUGUAAGCAGCUUAAAAUAACAUUAAUCUGAGAGAUACAUGUGUGGGCUGAUCUGCACAUCUGCCCAUGAAUCUAAUAGAGUUAAUAAUGGUACUUACUGUAAAUAAGCCUUUAAAAUGCAUAUAUACAAAUUAUUUUUAAAAUAAAACAAUUUGUAGGAAGUAAUUUCUUAGGCCAUCAAGUUGUAUGCUGUUGAAUAGAUACAUGCACCUCCAAAAACAGCAUUGUUUUUGAGGGAGAUUUAUAAAUUGUGUGUGACCUGUUUUGGACUUGAAAUAACAUUGUCAAAUGUUAUUUCACACGCUAAUUCCUACUCCUCUCAGGAAAAUCCUGCAACUUGUAAACACCAAUAGAUCUUAGGAAUGCUGCAGAUGAAUGUUUCUGUUAGUAAUGAAGUGUUUGUGACUCUGCUGAGUGGAAAGUAAUGGAUCUGCUAGGGCUGCUGACUGUGUCUGAUUCAGGCCAUGCAUAUUCUGUAAUUUUUCUACUGUGUUCAGCCAUUUUUUCAGCAUGGUUUGAAUGCUGGUUUGAAUCUCUUGUUCCAUGUAAAGGGUGCAUUUCACAGAAGGUAUUAAAUCUGCAUCCUAUGAACCUAAAUUUUGGAAGGCUGUUUCUCACUUGUUGCAGAGAUGAAUAAUCUGUGACCUACACACAUGCUGCAGUGUCCCUUGCAAACAACCAAAUCCUUGAACAUUUUACACGACCUUCAUCAAGAAACCCUAAAGAGCUUGGUUCUCUGGCUGCCGGCACGGCACAUACCCGUGGUAUAUCUCCCUGUCGCUGAUCCCUUCCUGCCAGACUGCUUCUGCCACAGAAGAGAUUCCUCCCUCCAGCCACUUGGGUGCAGGACCAGCUCUCAGUGGUGGCACAAGUUGACAGCUGCUUAAUGAGGGCGUUGGUGGAAUCAUGGGGAGUGAAAGAGAAAUUGAGGUACAAACAAGUUCACAUAGGGAGAGAUUUUAUUCAUGUGGCACGGGUCUUAAGGACAUCAGAGUAUGAGAGAAAACGAGAGCCAACCAUCCCUGUGGAGAAGCUGCUUUGUUUUCAGAGGAACUCUGAGAGGCUUUUGGCUUUCCCACUUCACCUUCUGCCAGGGGACUAUUUUGCCUUGCAGAGAACUAGUAAAGUCCUGUUGUUAAAUACAGUCUGAGCAGAGGUACCAAUUUGCAGAUUUGCUUCUGUCAUUGAAGUGGAACAAAAUUUGUCAUUUAACACAAUUUGGCAUUCUACCUCUAUGUGAAAAAAUACAGUAUGUCUUUCCUAAAAUUGCAUUCAUUAUUUUGCAAAGGAACACAGUGUAGGAAGUAGCAAACUGAGGUAGCUCAGUAAAGAGAAUGGACUUGAAGAGUUCUGGGACCGUACAAUGCAAUAAGAGAAGAAUCAGGAGAAGGUUGUGAUUUGCAGCGGCAGGGAUGUGUGCCAGGGGGAUGGGAGAGCAAGGAGAGAACAACAGAGCAUAAGCUGGCUAUUCAGUAUGUUGUCAGAAUGGUGCAAUAGCUCCAGAAAACUAGUUAUGCUGUUUCAUAACCCUGAUUGAUUUGUCCUACUCAGUAGGGAGGAACAAAAGAGUCAAGAUUGUAUUGAUGAACUUCGUCUUAACAGUUAGUUUAAUUAUUUCUUUUAAAAAUCAAUAGAAUUAUCAUACAAGAAAGUUUUAUGCAGUUUCAGGUUAUUGAUUAUGUGUCAUAUUUCAAAUAAUGCGAAGGGAAAAAUGUAUGUUUCUAGGCAAAAUCUUCAUUUUGAUUGAGGGAGCAAGGCUGAGGUUACAUGCUCUUAUGCUAUCCAAAUUGCUGCUGUGGAAAUUGAGUAAUUACUCCCAGGAGAAUUACCAUAAGGUCAAAAGAGUUAGGGCUAAACUUAGAAAAGAAAUCUGUACGAGAUAAAUGACAAAAAUGUUUUAAUUGUGAUAUUUAAUACUUUAUGUAAUUGGAUAACAAAACUCUUCACUGACAUAAAUUGAUGGUUUUAAAUUUCUUUUAAACUGAGUUGUCCAGAAGCCUGUACAGCCAUCUCUUUAUUAGUAUGCAGAUCUAAAGUGCAUUUAAGUUUAUAAUUCUGACAUCAUUACAGCAUAUCUGUUAAAUAUACUCCCUACAUGUGUGCACAGCCUCCACUUGAUUAAAAAUCAUCCUUUGGACACUGUCACAGUGCUGGCUCUAGGACUGGGUCUAUAAAAUCCACUGUAUUUAAGAGAUAUAUCAAUAAAUUACAUUUUAAAGCAGUA